CACAGCCGUAAAAUGGCAGCUACAAAAACCAGUGGCGAAGAGCACACUAGCAGGCAGCCACCAGGGCCAGCAGCUCCAUAUAUACGACACAACACAUGCAUAAGUGCCCUUUCCUCUCCCAUUCUUCCCAUUUCAGAUCUAUGGUCGGGUUGAAGCUUUAGGGUUUUAGUGGGUUUUUUCCCCUCUCGAGAGCACUGGUCAUGGCCACUCCGUUUCACAACUUCCACUUGCCCGUCACUGCUGCUCAGGUUGGCACGUACUUUGUUGGGCAGUAUUACCAGGUACUUCAACACCAACCUGAGUUUAUUCAUCAGUUCUACAGCGAUGCCAGCACUAUGAUUCGUAUCGACGGUGAUGCAAGAGAGACAGCCACGGCAAUGCUGGAAAUUCAUACACUUGCUAUGUCUCUAAAUUACGUGGGAAUAGAAGUAAAGACAGCACAUUCCCUUGAAUCAUGGAAUCGGGGUGUUCUUGUCAUGGUUUCGGGUUCUGUGCAUAUAAAGGACUUCAGUAGCAGGAGGAAAUUUGUGCAAACUUUUUUCCUUGCACCUCAAGAAAAAGGCUACUUCAUUCUCAAUGAUAUCUUUCACUUCGUUGAAGAGGAACAAAUUCGCCACCAUCCAGUACCAUACUUAAUGCAGAGCAAUCUUGGUUCCAAACUAAAUCCUUCAACUACCAUACGGGAACAAGUAUCCAACUACAUGCCAGUAUCCAACUACAUGCUGGGCAGAGAAAUCCAGUCAAGGGAGUUUGUGGAUCCUGCUGAUAUCAUAGAAAAUGGUCUCGAUUAUGGUUACAGGUUCUCAGAGCAACGACUGCAGCAUAGCCCUGAGGCUGAAUGUAUUCUUGAAGACAAUUUUCCUGAGUCUAAUGGUUCUUUUCAAAAUUCAAUCAACCCUGUAUCAGAUCACCUGUCUGCUCCAGUUGAGGAACUUAUUGAGGAGCCCCGAAAGCAUACUUAUGCUUCUAUUUUGCAGGUUGCUAAAGUACAUCCAGCAAUAUCUCAGCCCUCUGUGAACAAGUCCAUGUUUCCUGCUUCAGAGUGGAAUCAUACACCAGAAGCACCUACUCAGCAGUCUGUUGCAUCAUCAACUGCCAUAGAAAGUUCAUGGGCGGAGACUCCAGAGGAGUUUUCAGCUGUGGGAGAUGAAGGUCAAUGUUUCCUGGCAUAUGAAAUAAAGUCAGUUUAUGUGAGAAACUUGCCACUCAUAGUGUCUGCUUCCGAAAUUGAGGAGGAAUUCAAGAAGUUUGGUAAACUCAAACCUGAUGCUGUGGCCAUUAGAAACCGGAAGGAAAUUGGUGUUUGCUAUGCGUUUGUCGAAUUUGAAGACAUUACUGGCGUUCAAAAUGCAAUCAAGGCUUCUACACUUCAGAUAGCUGGACAACAAGUAUUCAUUGAAGAGCGGAGAGCGAACAGUGCUUAUGCAUUUCGAGGAGGAAGACGGGGUAGAGGGAGGGGUGGCUACACAAUGGAGGCUCCAAGGGGACGUUUUGGUAAUCGGAGUUUUGGCAGGGGAAAUAGCCACGACGGAGGUGACCACCGGGACUUCAACAGACCAAGAGGAAAUGGUCUCUAUAGACCAACUAUGCGCCAAGUGUCUGUAAGUGGACAAAACUAAUCAGAGUGAAAGACUUCCUAUCAAGCACAGUAAAAAAGGAAGAAAAAAAGAAGAGGGUUUUGCAUCAAGUAUAUUUCUAGGAGGCAUUUCAAAUAGUAUAUGCAGGAAAGAUUUGCAUAUCAAAAUUUUGGGGAAUGCCUUUGAGUUCCAUGUUUUUUUCUCUUUGUGCAUGGCCUAAUUCAAAAGGUAACGAUUUUGCAAUUUUGAGCUCUGCUUUAGUUGGUAAAAUGAACUUCUUCUUGUUUGGCCUA
Molecule: messenger RNA, 1870 nt
Organism: Rhododendron vialii
Lineage: Eukaryota; Viridiplantae; Streptophyta; Magnoliopsida; Ericales; Ericaceae
Product: nuclear transport factor 2-like
Exons: 10
Coding region: 201-1619 (472 amino acids)
Cellular component (GO): cytosol; ribonucleoprotein complex
Molecular function (GO): mRNA binding
Source: RefSeq, a predicted model, not a curated record